AUGUACAAAAAUCAGCCGCAACACUAUGCCAGGUCAGAUUACCAAGUGGUGAAAGAGAUAGGGCGUGGGUCCUUUGGAUCAGUUCACAAAGUCAUCCAUGUACCGACCCAGCAAGUCUUGGUUAGGAAGGACAUAAAAUAUGGACACAUGAAUAGUAAGGAAAGACAGCAGCUAAUCGCUGAGUGCACUAUCCUGUCGCAACUGAAGCACGAGAAUAUUGUAGAGUUUUAUAGUUGGGAUUUCAAUGAACAACAAGAGGUGCUAUAUUUAUACAUGGAAUAUUGUUCGAGGGGUGAUCUAUCAGGUAUGAUUAAACAUUACAAGCAAGAACACAAGUACAUUCCUGAAAAAGUAGUGUGGGGUAUUCUAGCACAGAUGCUGACCGCGCUAUAUAAAUGCCAUUACGGUGAGGAAUUGCCUUCAUUAACUACAAUCUAUGAUAGAAUGAAGCCGCCAUCCAAAGGAAGAAAUAUUGUUAUACAUAGAGACUUAAAGCCCGGUAAUAUCUUCCUAAGCUACGACGACAACUCCAGUGACUCUACAGAUAAAGCUGAUAUAGCACAGAGUAAUUGGUAUCGCAAACCUAACAAUAGAGGUGGAGAUGAAUCCAAACUUACUACCGAUUAUAGUCAAGUAGUGGUAAAGGUGGGGGACUUUGGACUGGCCAAAUCUCUUGCUACCAGUGUCGAUUUUGCUACAACUUAUGUGGGAACACCUUAUUACAUGUCUCCAGAAGUGUUAAUGGAUCAACCUUACUCUCCAUUGAGUGACAUAUGGUCUCUUGGAUGUGUAAUUUAUGAAAUGUGCUCUUUACAUCCACCAUUUCUGGCUAAAAACUAUCUUGAGCUACAAACUAAAAUAAAGACAGGAAAAUUUGAUAAUAUCCCAGAGUACUACUCUAAAGGUUUAAAUGCAAUAAUACAUUCCAUGAUUGAUGUCAACAUGAAAACACGGCCUUCAACAUUUGAACUUCUACAGGAUAUCCAAGUAAGAACUGCAAGAAAGUCGCUACAACUGGAGCGCUUUGAGAAAAACCUAUUAGCAUAUGAGAAUGAGCUUGUUAACAUUGAAAAGAUACUUGAGAAGCAGGCCAUGGAAUACGACAAAGAAGUAUCACAGUUAAGAGAGCAAUUUACGAAGGCUGUUGAAGAAAGGGCAAGAGAGAUUAUAAAUGGUAAGAAAGGUCCAAGUAUACCAGACUCUAUAAAUAAUUAUGCUGCUACAAGGAUAGCUAAACCUGCAUAUCAUUGGCAAACACGGUACAGGUAA
Messenger RNA from Nakaseomyces glabratus, 1269 nucleotides. RefSeq names its product serine/threonine protein kinase KIN3 (gene KIN3). Gene Ontology annotation, molecular function: protein serine/threonine kinase activity; ATP binding. Lineage: Eukaryota; Fungi; Ascomycota; Saccharomycetes; Saccharomycetales; Saccharomycetaceae. Gene Ontology annotation, cellular component: cytoplasm; nucleus; mitotic spindle pole body. The record is from RefSeq and is a predicted model, not a curated record. Gene Ontology annotation, biological process: protein phosphorylation; chromosome segregation.